Molecule: messenger RNA, 690 nt
Organism: Leishmania mexicana MHOM/GT/2001/U1103
Lineage: Eukaryota; Euglenozoa; Kinetoplastea; Trypanosomatida; Trypanosomatidae
Exons: 1
Coding region: 1-690 (229 amino acids)
Source: RefSeq, a predicted model, not a curated record
AUGAACUUGACCGACAACUCGAUGUGGACGCUAGUCGAGGAAGCUGUCAUUGAAGACAGGGGUGAGGACGAGGAGGAGGUUCUGGCGCAAAUGGUACGCUCGUAUCUCGCGCGGAGAGGCCUGACAGACACUCUCGCCGCCUUUGACGAGGAGCACCAGUCCUACAGGGGCUUAUCGACGGCUCCCCACAAUCGCGAUCCGGAUGCACCCAAGUCGUCAGCGUAUGCGGGGGCUCUUGGCUCCACGUCGGCUGCAGAUCGUGCUCGUGCGAAUUCCGCUCCCCCUCGGGAUGAAACUAGCGCUGGGAUGGACAAACGCAAGGCAGCGCAGCUGCUCUGUCUGCAGAAGAGGUACGAGGCGGCGGCGGCGCUCAUGGAGCCCUCGUCACUUGCGCGCAUUCGCCUUCUGUGCAUUCAGGCGCAGAGCCUAGAAGACAGACCCGCGGCGGUCUUUUACCUGGCGACCCACGUCGCACCGCUCGUCCCGUUUUGCACUGAUCCUACGAUGGGUCACAGAGUGUACACCGCUGCGCUGAGUAACGUGCUAAGUCCGUGCCGUGAGAGGUCUAUUCCCGACACGGAGCUGCUCGCGAGGGAGGUGAACGAUGAGCUGUGCGGUCGUGAGCAGCGCAGUAGCCUUCACGUGUUGUUCAAUUGGGCGUACUGGCAGGAAACCUCGAACAGCGCCUGA